CCUUAUUGACAUGUAUCUAUUUAUGUUAUAAUUUUUAUUAUAUGAUAUAUAAACAAUAUAAUAUAAAAUACAAUACAUAGUAUCAUAUAUUUAUUUGAUGAUGUGAGUUUUGUUAUGGUAUGUGGUAUGGUAGUUUUGUUUUCAGCUUCAGGUCUCUUGGAUAGUAAGGUUGUUCAUCUUUUUAAUAAUGUUUUUAAUUUUAUUAUGAUGGAAAGAAAAAUCAAAUUAAAAACUUUAAACAAUCACAUUACAUGUAAGAUUUGCAGAGGCUAUUUAAUUGAUGCUACUACUGUAACUGAAUGUUUGCAUACAUUUUGUAAAAGUUGUUUGGUUAAGCACUUGGAGGAAAACAACACUUGCCCAACAUGCAAGAUAAUUAUACAUCAAUCACAUCCCUUGCAAUACAUCAGCUUUGAUCGAACAAUGCAAGAUAUUGUCUAUAAGCUAGUGCCUGAUUUGCAAAAAAAUGAAUUAGAAAGUGAAAGAGAAUUCUACAGAUUGAGAAGGUUACCCAAUCCAAAAGACAUACCCCUCACUAAUGGUGAUAAUAAUGGAGAUCAUGAACCAGAUCCUCAUGCAGAAUCGGAUUAUCACAGACAGGAUGAACAAGUGAACGUGUGCCUUGAAUGUAUUAGUUCAAGUCUAAAAACUUUAAAAAGGAGGUUUAUAAGAUGUUCUGCUCAAGCUACUAUUCUCCAUUUGAAGAAAUUUGUUGCAAUGAAAGUGCUAAAUGGCAUGGACAAGUAUAGAGACAUUGAUAUAUUGUGCAAUGAUGAGUUGCUUGGUAAAGAUCAUACUUUAAAAUUUGUUUAUGUUACUCGCUGGAGAUUUCAAAAUCCACCUUUGACUCUACAGUAUAGACCUAGGAUAGAUAUUUAAAUGACGAUUUUUUAAAAUUUUUUAACGAACAUUUUAAAAUUAUUUGAAAUAAAAUGGGAUCAAAGACUUGUGAAAGUGAUAUUUUGUAAGAUGUGUAUGAUCAACACAAGACUUUUACUGACUAUACUAUUUUAAAGUUAAUUAGAUUACAUUUUUUAGUGCAAUGAUUGCUCUACAUUAAAUAUAUCAUAUAUUGUGUACAAAUUGAAUUAA
Anthonomus grandis grandis is the source of this 1092-nucleotide messenger RNA. RefSeq names its product polycomb group RING finger protein 3-like. The transcript has 3 exons. Gene Ontology annotation, cellular component: PRC1 complex. Gene Ontology annotation, biological process: regulation of transcription by RNA polymerase II. The record is from RefSeq and is a predicted model, not a curated record. NCBI's taxonomy places the organism in Eukaryota, Metazoa, Arthropoda, Insecta, Coleoptera, Curculionidae. Bases 115 to 879 code for a protein of 254 amino acids.